AUGCCUAAUCAAUAUUCUGAUUUUUUAAAAGGUAAAGUGAUUAUAUUAAAGGAAAUUGAUUAUACAUAUGAAGAAAUUUCUUUAGAAUUAAAUAUACCUAUUUCAUCGUGUCAUCUUUUAUGUAUGCCUUGUCUAUCUUUAACAUCUUUAAAAUCUUUUAAACUAUCACUUUGUUUAAACAUAAUUUAUUUACUUAAAUUUGCUUUUAUACUUAUUCUAAAACAAUGUUUCAUUUUUUGUUUCAUUUACCAUAACAAUGUAAAAUUAUAA
Hepatospora eriocheir is the source of this 270-nucleotide messenger RNA. NCBI's taxonomy places the organism in Eukaryota, Fungi, Microsporidia, Hepatosporidae. The record is from the annotation of a GenBank genome assembly.